Molecule: messenger RNA, 2403 nt
Organism: Plasmodium gaboni
Lineage: Eukaryota; Apicomplexa; Aconoidasida; Haemosporida; Plasmodiidae
Exons: 1
Coding region: 1-2403 (800 amino acids)
Cellular component (GO): cytoplasm
Source: RefSeq, a predicted model, not a curated record
AUGGUACAUGUAUUAUUAGGUUAUUUAGAUGAAAAGAAAAAAAGGAAGAAUGAAUUAAGAGAUAAGCAUAAAAUUAAUAAAAAGUUUGUUUCAAAAAUUGGUGGUAAACCUUUUUGGUUGGAUAGAAUUAAUUUGCCAGAUGAGAAAGAAUUUAAUUGUUCAGUAUGUAAUAAUAUGAUGGUAUUUUUAUUACAGAUUUAUGCUCCUUUAGAUGAAUUAGGGAAUUGUUUUCAUAGAUGUUUAUAUGUAUUCAUAUGUAUACAUUGUGGUGAUCAAGCGAAAUGUUUUAGAACCCAGUUACCAAGGAAUAAUCCAUUUUAUAAUUAUUAUUUACAAGAUUCAAAUUAUAUGGAUGACCCAUCAAAUGAAAAUGACGAAUUGAUACCUUCUGAUGAUACAAAUAAUUUAAAUACUGAAUCGGAUGACACAGAUAAUGAGAUGAAUAAUAAUGAGAUGAAUAAUAAUGAGAUGAAUAAUAAUGAGAUGAGUGAUAAUAAGAUGAAUAAUAAUGAGAUGAAUAACAAUAAGAUGAAUAAUAAUAAGAUGAAUAAUAAUAAGAUGAAUAAUAAUAAGAUGAAUAAUAAUGAAGACAAUAUAAAAAAUUCAACAUCCACAAAUAAUAAUUAUAAUAAUAAUGAUGAUGUGGUAAAUAAAAAUAUUGAUAAUGCACAUCUGACAGAUAUGAAUAGCAGUGUAAUUUUUAGUAGUAAUGAAACCUUUAAUGUUAUAGAAACCCUGAAUAGUAAUAAUCAUUCUAAUAGUUUUGAACCCACAGGAAAUAAUUUAAACGAAUCAGAAGAGACAUCAAAUAAUAUAAACGAAUCAGACGAUACUACGAAUCAAAUAAAUGAAUCUGAUCAUACAACAAAUCCAUUCAACGAAUCUGACGAUACAAAUAAUGAACAGAGGCCAGUAGAAAAAAGAGAAAAAGAAAUAAAUCUAUAUAUAAAUAAUAAUGAUAAUAAGAAGGAUCAUGUUGUAAAUAAUAUUAUUAUGAAUGUGAAGGAGGAUGAAGAAGAAAAGAAGGAAAACAAUUUUAACAUAUCUUGUAUGAAAAAAAUAGAAAAUCAAAAUUGUAAUAAUAAUAAUAUUAUAGAUAAUAAUAAUAUAUAUCAUAAUAAUAGUAAUAAUUUUAUUGUAAGUGCUGAUAUGAAAAAGAAAGAUUGUCUUUUAGUAACAGAUUAUUAUAUGACAUUAAUAAAAAAAGAUAAAAAUAUUUUUGAUAAAUCCUUAGAAUAUUAUUUUUGUUGUAAUAUAUGUGGAAUUCCUUGUAUAAAUAAAAAUAAAAAACAUAAACGUUGUAAACUUAAGAAGCAUAUAAUAUUUCAAGAACAUAAAAUAUAUAUUAGUGAUGAGGAUGAUUGUGAAAGUAGUAGUACAGGGAGCGAAAUGUUUUCAGAUAUUUAUGGAGCAGAUUCAAAUGAUGAACAUGCUAAUAAUAAAGGUGGGACCUAUGUUCUUCAAAUGAAUAGAAAAGAAAAUGAUAAUUCUAGGAUGACAAAUGUAAAUGUUUUAUAUAAUGAAAAUUUACAUACAAUUAAUAAUGAUGAAUAUACUACGAAUAAUGUGUCGUUAGAGCAUGCAUCUGAAAUGUAUGAAAGUGGAGAUACAAACAAAACGGACCAUAUGAAUAAUAACAUCAAAGGGAAUAACAAUGUUAAUAAUAACAUCAAAGGGAAUAAUAAUGUGAAUAAUAACAUCAAAGAGAAUAACAAUGUUAAUAAUAACAUCAAGGAGAAUAACAAUGUGAAUAAUAAAAAUAUUAACAACAAUAACAUUAAUAUUGUCGAUUAUAAUAAAAUAAAUAUUUAUAGUAACACUAAUUAUUCAUUUAAUGAGAAAGAACAAAAUAAAGAAGAUGCAGAAGAAAUAGAUUUAGACAUGAGCGAAAUGAAAGCCUUUGAACAAAUACAAAGAGAUAUUGAGAAUACAAGAAAUAUUGAUAAGGUUUUUAAAAAUUAUAUAAAAAAAAUUCAAAGAUUUCCAAGCCAAUUUAUAAGAUAUUCAUAUAAUGGUACGGCUUUAUAUUCAUCAUGUGAUAUAUUUAAUAGUAAUAGAAAUAAUGUAUCAGAGUUACCAAUUACAAAUAAUAAUGGUCAUAAUAAUAUGAAUCAUAUUUAUAAUCCAUUUAAUAGUAAUAAUGUUCCUCGUUGUCAUAUAUGUAAGAGAAGAAAAGUAUUUGAAUUUCAAGUUCUAUCCACCAUUAUUAAUUUUUUAACAAUAAAAAAAAAUAUACAAGUUGAUAAUAAUAUAGCCUUAAAUUCAAAGUUUGCUUACCUUGCCAUAUAUACAUGUGAGAAUAAUUGCGACAUAUUCGAUAUAAACAAUUUUAAAGAAUCACAAAGAAGACACUACAGAAGUAGAUAUAUUCAAGAGUAUGUCUAUGUGCAAGUUGAGAAUUAA